CGGGAUGCGCGCUCGGAGCCGCCGCCUCAGGCCCUUGAAUUGCUGCAGGUGUCGUGGGGGAACCUAGUUCCUGCCACCACCUCCCCGCCCCCAUUUGCCACUUCCAGCAGCCUGCGAGGAGGAUGUGAGCGGGCCUGAGUCAGGAGCCACGUGGAAGCAUGGAGACCGUGGUGAUCGUUGCCAUAGGCGUGCUGGCCACCAUCUUUCUGGCUUCAUUUGCAGCCUUGGUGUUGGUUUGCAGGCAGCGCUACUGCCGGCCCCGAGACCUGCUACAGCGCUAUGAUUCCAAGCCCAUUGUGGACCUCAUUGGUGCCAUGGAGACCCAGUCUGAGCCCUCCGAGUUAGAACUGGAUGAUGUUGUCAUCACCAACCCCCACAUCGAGGCCAUUCUGGAGAACGAAGACUGGAUUGAAGAUGCCUCGGGUCUCAUGUCCCACUGCAUUGCCAUCCUGAAGAUUUGUCACACUCUGACAGAAAAGCUUGUUGCCAUGACAAUGGGCUCAGGGGCCAAGAUGAAGACUUCAGCCAGUGUCAGCGACAUCAUUGUGGUGGCCAAGCGUAUCAGUCCCAGGGUGGACGACGUUGUGAAAUCAAUGUACCCUCCAUUGGACCCCAAGCUCCUGGAUGCGCGGACGACUGCCUUGCUCCUGUCUGUCAGUCAUCUGGUGCUGGUGACCAGGAAUGCCUGCCAUCUGACUGGGGGCCUGGACUGGAUUGACCAGUCAUUGUCAGCUGCUGAGGAACACUUGGAAGUCCUUCGAGAAGCAGCUCUGGCUUCUGAGCCAGAUAAAGGCCUCUCAGGCCCUGAAGGCUUCCUGCAGGAGCAGUCAGCAAUUUAGUGCCUGUAGGCCAGCAACUAGCCAUGAAGGCCAGCCUGGGUGGCUCAGCUGAGCCUUCUGCUUUUUCCUGUAGAGUUAGUUGUUCUUCACAGCCAAGGAGUCCAGUUGUGGGUGCAUAGUAAAGCAGGAGAGCCUCUGUUGCAAUUGCAAAUUGUGGCUGGUGAGUGGCAGUCUAACACCACAGUUAGAGGAGGUGCCAUUCACCACCCAUACAGAAGAGCGUUGAAAACUAGUGGCUUUUCAGCUUUAUUUAGCUCACCUAUUGUUUCUAAGAAAAUUGAGCCACCUCCUAAGAAAUCAAGAGGUUUCACAUUAAAAUCAGAAUUUCUGGCUUCUCUUGAAUAAUCAGAAGGCCUGGCAAUUCUGAUUUGCAUUUUCAGAAGAGGACAAUCAAUUAGAACUAGUAGGGAUUGCCUCUUUUGGCAAGACCUGUACUCUUUCAUGUGGCAUGUUUCAUUUAUUUGUAUUAUAUGCCUGGUCCCUGAGGAGUCUGAAUCCCUCCUCCCUCUUGGGUUUGGGCUUGAAGCUGAGCACUACAAAGUUGAUUAUUUCCUUUUUAUCAUUAUGCCUGCAAUUUUUCCUAGCUACCAUUAGGUGGAUAGUAAAUUUAUACUUAUGUUUUCCUCAA
Messenger RNA from Carlito syrichta (Philippine tarsier), 1467 nucleotides. It is a transcript of the gene TMEM98, whose product is annotated as transmembrane protein 98. Lineage: Eukaryota; Metazoa; Chordata; Mammalia; Primates; Tarsiidae. The coding region runs from base 159 to 839 and encodes 226 amino acids. The record is from RefSeq and is a predicted model, not a curated record. Gene Ontology annotation, cellular component: endoplasmic reticulum. The transcript has 8 exons.